CAGCCGGGCUCAGUCUGGGAAAGGAAGCAGGCUGUCCAUUGCUGUUGCACAAUCCAAUUAGCUCUGAGUUGCACCGAUAAGAAACUGGACCAGAUCACACAGAGGCUUUUUUGUGACCAGUUGUGCAUCUGCGAGUUGGCUGGUAAACGAUUUCGAAGCAUCUUCAGCACAGGUUGUAAUCAAGGCUUUUCCCAGGGAUCCACGGGGGAAAACAAUACUGCUUUAAUCAGCGACGUAGAAGGCCGGGAUGGUGUUGACUGUGUCCUUGGUGCUGCUCGUCUUCAUCUGGACAGGAGUGGCUGAGAAAUUUGUCGUUCCGACAUGUGACCGGAACAUGUUUGACAGCAAUGUUGACAACUGCCUGUCAGACUUCAACAGGAGCUUGGAGACAAGCGGUUAUCAGGACAGCUGUCCGUGGCCAGCUGUGAAACGCAUCUACAACAAACUGAAGUACUGCGUGGACGACUGGGCGAAAGCGUCCUGGUGUAGCGGCCGCGGAUUCCUUGUUGACGAGGUCUUCUUGAAGGUCCACGAGACGUACUUUUCACUCUGUGGACAGGUCAUCGACCCCCCGCUCACCACCGUCAUCAUGCUGAUAGCGCCGGUCGUCAUGGCCACGCUCUUCCUGCCACUUCUGUGUAACAGUCUCACCACCUACAACAUAGAGAUGCCCGGCAGUCUGGGGCUCUGAUGAGCUGAGCCGACUGGAGACUGGUGGUUCUGACAGUGGGUCGUACUAACUUCACACUCACCAAUACGAAAUGUGUACUUCUUUAAAACAGCUCAAGAUGUUCACCCUGAUAAAAAUCUGCCUGAAGCCUCUAAAAACGAAGGCAGCGGUUGCAGAGUUGGCAUGAUUCUGGACACACGUGUACAAACAACCAGCGUCGGUCCGUGUUUGUAUGUGUGUGUCCAGAAUCGUGCACAAAUUUGAUUCAAUCUGUAAAUGUUCUUAAAAGUGUCUUGCUAAUGUUCAAUAUGUUCGUUUAAUUGUCAUACUUCUACAUGAUAUCAGUCUCACCUCCGGACUGGGUGAUAUUCUAUCAUUCGUCAUUUUUAUUCAUUCAUCAUCAUCAUUCAUUUUUCUCCCCCAAAUGUCAAAAUGUCCUCUAACCCUCAGUGUAAUGUGGUUCCAUAUAUCAGCAUGCAUCACACAUAUCAUACUGUCUGUAGACAGAAAUUCAUACUUGACUGUCUGAACGCUUUUGCUGUGAAUGUCUCAACUUUCUGGAACUCAUUAUUUUGUCAUAUGUUGAACCCCACCCAUCUGGCACCUAUAGUAAAGCCUUAACAGUGAUUUACUGUUUUCAGUCCAGCUUCAUUCCAGACGUAUGUGUUGAUCCUUGAAUCUGUAUUGUAUUUUUUUAAAAAAAGAAUGAUUCUGUUUGUAUUUGAAACACAUAAUAAAUAUUUAUUUCAGACAAAAAAAUAAUGUUUUACAGUCGUUUGAAAACCUCUUUACAAGCGAUAGCAAGGUGGACCCGCUGUACAAUUAUCCACACAGCAAAGUGUCAGUCUGUUAGUAACAUACUGCAUUUUCAUCACCUGUCAUCAGAUAACAUAGGAAGUAGUGGUGGACAGACCUCGUGAGGAGCUGGCCGUGUACCGUCGAAUCAAUGUAAAGCUCCAUUUCAGCAACGUGUUUGAAUGUAAUGCCCGUCUACAUCACGCCAGUACCACCAGUCUCGCUGUGAAUCGACACCCAGAAUCUGCAGUUCUACCCGCCCCACGUCGAACAGAGAGGAAGUAAACAAGACGGCGCUGAAGAGAGUCGAGCGCACAGCCGUCCAAACAAGGAGUUCAUGGUUUCUCUUGCCAAAGAAAAACUGUACAAUACAGACAGGACUCUUCAUGUGUUGCUCUGUUUCUGCCGGACGACUCACGCAUCAACUUUCACUUGGCCUCCUGUUUCUUUUCUGUGCCCCAGAGGUUAGAAAACAAUUGCUAAAUGCAGCUUUAACAGUCGUCUUAGAUAAAUACUUUAUGGAAAUCAUGGCUUUAAAUGAGCGAAAGCACGGACGUAAAACCAUUUAAGUCAGAGAGACUAUCUGCAAAAAGGAUUUAGUAUUUAACUUAAAAACAUAAGAUCGACAAAAUCUGAUGACAAAGACCAAAAGUUAUGGAAGCUGAUCCUGCGAAGGAGCUAAUCCUUUGGUAUGCAGUGCGAUUAAAAAGGAAAGUGAAAUGCGUUCCAGAAGCGUCCCCAAAAAAAAAAGCUCCUUUCCACUCCAGCUGCGGCUCUCGAGGGAACAUCGGGGUGAACAACCUUCCUUUAAAAUAGUCGAUCGAGUUUCACACGUAUCUGAUUUACAGCUAUAUAACGGUCGAACCCGACACACUGCUCCAUACGCUAGAAACCUCCGAGAUCGCCAGGCGUAAUGAUGUCGAAUUAAAAAGAGGUUCAACAAUAACAGAGCCGGGUCUCAGAUUUGGGUGGGUGGUCCGCACGGCUACCACGGUGGUACGAGGCGACGAAUUGUGGUGAACUCGACUCAUUGACAUGGCAGAAACUCUUUGAGGGUCAAAAAAACUAUUUUCCUUUUUUCAUCUCGCGUGUUUCGACAUCUAGCACCCAGACAGAAGAGUGGCAGCACCCGCACUUCAUAUUAUCUUAAAUAAUACCCACAAUUCUACUUUUCCUCUUAAUGUAAAUACUGGGAGGAUGUUUUGCUAAGUACAGUAUACGCUCGCCGGCUCCGUCUCGGCCGCACAUACUCAGACACGCCGGCUUCUUGUCAUAACACGAGCACGUGGACGUGUUGAACACUCCGACAGACUUGUGUUCUCAGACAACAGAGGAUGUUGACCCUGGUGACUCUUUUAACCGCUGCGGGUCACCCAGCACAGCAAAUACAGUUUUUUUACUGGGUUCAGAAGGCAGACGCCGACUACAGGGCCGAAUGUUAUCGGUCAAAAGUCACAUCAGAUGUUAAAAGAGCUGAUUUAUAAUAAGUUAGGGAAAGAUUAACACCUCCACAGUGAUUCAGAGCUUUAUGUGAAUGGAGUUUUAGGCCCCACGAUCACGUUUGUAUGGAAGUUUAUUAAUGACAAAACUAUUCAUGAAGCAGAAGUUUUAAUAAAGCCGAGGUCUUGAGAAUGUCAAGCUGUAAAGGUCACCAUUAAAGUCAUUAUAUUGGAUGAUACUCGGUUCGAAUGGCUGUUUUCAGCUGGAGUUUACAUGAAGGGAGUUUAAACUGACACACUCAGAGGAAGCCUGGCUGCUCGCUCACAGGACUGAAGCUUCUGUACAAAGAGGUCACGUCCUUCCGUACGUUUGUUUCAGGAAUUGUAAAAGAUUAUGCCAAUAUUUCUCUUGACUUGGUUCCUUUAAAUUUGACAGAUUUGAGGCCAAGAUUAAUACAUAUCUGAACAAAAAACAUGGAAGAGAGCAAAAAGAAAAACAGCUUCAAGACAAUUGUGUAGCGAUACGCUGACAAUUGUUAUUGUUUUAACCUGUUAAUCAUGAGCAGAGCCCACCUUGGCAACAUACAGGUGAAAUAUAUAGUUUGGUCUGUCUGAGGUAAUGUUCAAAUAAUCUGCUGUGGUUUGCUACAGAUUUUGAGCUGCUGCUGCAUCUUUCCUUGGAGAUAUUCACUCUACAAUUGUAGAUUUUCUAGGCGGGAAUACAACCUUUCAUUUAUGGUGUGCGCCAAAUUAAUUUACUCAGACACAGUGGCAUAUAUAUAUACUUAUUACAGGUAUAUCUUUAUAUUCUAACACAUCUGAAUGAAUGUUCAAAGUGUUCCUUUUACUGUGACACCUUGAUUAUUAAAAUAGACCUUGUAGAUAGACCCAAAAUGGAGGCAAGCUUUUCACAGGUUAAAUUAAUAAAUAAAGGCAAAUAUAUUUUUGCCAACAUUAACGUUCUCUCAGAAUUAUUGGGAAAAUGUUUUCACGACUGGGAAAUAAAUAGUAGAGAAGUAGAGAAAAUGUUGCCAAGUUGACUUUGUAUGACCAAAGUAAAUACCGGGUUGAUGUAAAGACUCUUUUACCAAAGUCUUACACUUUAUAGUCAUUUAAUUUUGUCCUUUGUCCUUUUGUGUAAACGCUCCAAAGUGAUAAAACGCAAAAACAGCUUCUUUUUGGCGUCCAUGUUGCUCCUGCAUUCUGACAUGCCACUACAACGACUUCCCAACUUGAGAAACGGAACCAUCUGAGGGGCACUUGAACGCAGCACGGCACAACAGUUUCCUGUCUCUCUUUAAGUGAUUUGUGGGGGUUGGAGGUUGGCAACACCUCAGCACAGCUAUAGUCUCACUCGUUUACAUCAGGAUGCAUCGUUCUUCUUGCGUACUUUAAGCAUCCUCACCCUUCGACUAUCUCUAAAUAGCUUUGUCGUUAAUCAAUCUCCAUAAGCUGGACGGCUCUGCUAAUUCUGACAAACAAUAUCGCGAGCCUGUAAACACAGGGCAGCCAAACAUUUACAUUCAAUAACGUCACGAAAACUCAUCAGUGCCUUUGCCCUCGGUUUGCCAUUCCUCUCCCUGAAACACAAACACUGAGGCUGAGGAGCUCCAGCCCACAUCCACUGCUAUAAAGCGCUAAUGUACAGCACGAUCAGUCACUCAUUAACUCGAGGAGCCACGGAAUUAAACGCAGACGCCAGCAGGUGUGUGCUUCACAUCAGACUGAGGCUUCGAGUGUGAAGGAAACAACGGAGGGUUCAUUUACAGGUAGAACUGCGCGUCACCUCGCUGGAGUAAAACACAUUCUUCUCUCAUCUUGACCUCUUUUGUCUCCAUUGUGCGACACACACACACACAAACAAAAAGCUGACUGUAAGCCAUAUAUUUUUUUACAUUGCAAGUGUGUUGGAUUGCCUUGACCGCUUUAUGUACACGAAAGAGACAACAAACUAAAGGCCGGGAAGCAAUAUUUACAGAUCGAAGGUCAGUUUCCCCUGAGACAGAAUUCUUUGCAUGGCUCGUAAAUGUGGGUCACAGUUACGUGAGAUGAGAAACACUAAUUCUUCUGGUUAGGAUACAAAAACUGCACGAUGCUGCCGACCAUUCAAAGUGUUUUAUAUGAACUUUGAAUGUCACAACCUCUGCUUCACUUUUUUUUUUUAGCACUUUUUAGUUGAGUAUAUGCCCACAGCAGAGAUCGUUAUCAUCCAGUAAAUACAAGAAAACAUUAGGAGUUUGUGUUUUAUUAUGUCAUAUUUAAUAGUUAUUUACAGAAACCUCAUCAGCUGCCACACAGUGUCUCUUUACUGAUUCCUGAAAACAUGGGAACACAUGUGAGGAUAGAAGGAAGAGGGACUCUUUAAAUGUCAGUGUAACAGUGUGCAUCUGGUCCAUCUGCCAGAAAGAAAUGUUGCAUGGUUUACAUCCCAACAAACCACGGAUAUGCUCAAAUUUAUACGAUUCACACAUAUCUUAUAAACAUACACUAUAUUACCAAAAGUAUUCGCUCACCCAUUCAAAUGAUCAGAAUCAGGUGUUCUAAUCACUUGGCCUGGCCCCAGGUGUAUAAAUUCAAGCACUCAGGCAUGCAGACUGUGAAA
Molecule: messenger RNA, 5506 nt
Organism: Acanthopagrus latus (yellowfin seabream)
Lineage: Eukaryota; Metazoa; Chordata; Actinopteri; Spariformes; Sparidae
Product: receptor activity-modifying protein 2-like
Exons: 4
Coding region: 248-691 (147 amino acids)
Biological process (GO): angiogenesis; regulation of G protein-coupled receptor signaling pathway; protein localization to plasma membrane
Cellular component (GO): membrane; cell surface; signaling receptor complex
Molecular function (GO): coreceptor activity
Source: RefSeq, a predicted model, not a curated record